This is a messenger RNA of Salvia hispanica, 7636 nucleotides long. RefSeq names its product histone-lysine N-methyltransferase ATXR3-like. Lineage: Eukaryota; Viridiplantae; Streptophyta; Magnoliopsida; Lamiales; Lamiaceae. Gene Ontology annotation, molecular function: protein binding. The record is from RefSeq and is a predicted model, not a curated record.
AAGAAGCGCUAAAAUAAAAAGAAAAUACAGAGCUUAAAAACACAAUCGAUUUACAGAGAUUCGUCUUCAGCUAUUCUUCCUCUCAUCAAUCGAUCCGGCGUCUGCAAUUCUCUCAAAUCUCCCCAUCUCCGACUCCACAACCGACUCGCCUACUUCUCCGGCACCGCCUCGACUCUGCUUCCGCAAUUUCCAACUCGUGGAUUUCGAGGGAGGAGGAUUUAGCAAGGGUGCAGCAGUAUGAGCAUUGACAGCCCUGGAGAAGAAGUGGAUUAGGGUUGGACUGGACGUGUUGAAACGAGCUGAAGAUUGAUUUUGGGGCAUUCCAUGGGCGAUGGAGGUGUUGCAUGUGUCCCUUCACAGCAUAUUAUGGAUAAGUUCGCUAUUUGCGGGGGGAAGACCAAUGGCAACACCGAGCUCAAUUCUGUUUCCAAGACUUCCGUCAAGUUGGCUAAAGUGAAGCGGAAGAUGAAGCCGAAGAAGCACAAGGGAACCGAGCUGGGGACGAACAAUUCUGGCAGUUUGAAUAGUAGUAAUAAUGAUAAUCAUAAUAAGGAAAUUCCUGAGAAAAAUGGCAGUGAUGAUGUUUGUAAUGACAACAGCAAAGAUGAAGUGGAGGAGGGUGAGCUGGGGACGCUUCCCUUUGAGAACGGUGAGUUUGUUCCUGAGAAGCCGGUGAGAAGGUUCGAAAUUAAGAGUGAGGUUGAGAAGGGCGAGUUCAUCCCUGGUAAGUGGCGGAAAGGUGGUGGUGAAUGGGAGAAAAAUGAUUGGAGUUCAUCGAGAGAGGAGCUGGAAAAGGGGGAAUUUGUCCCUGACAGGUGGUGCAGAACUGACAAGGCUGGUGAUUAUGGUUACUCGAAGGCUCGAAGGUUUGAUGCAGCUAAGGAAAGAGGAUGGAAAAAUGAGCGUGAAUGGACGUCCCCUUCUGCUAGGGAGAGAGGAUGGAGAGUUGAUCGGGAAUCCGAUUGGUCUCCCCCUUCUCGAGAAAAAGGCUGGAAAGGUGACCGUGAUUGGUCACCGCCCAGUAAGGAUAAGGGGUGGAAAGGUGACCGUGAGCGUGAUUGGACGCCACCGUCAGGUAAGUAUUCCAGUGAGAAGGAGCUUGGCAGAAGUGGCGGGAGUGCUCAGCAUUCGAGGAAAUACAAUUCCAGGUAUGAAUCUGAGAAAACUCCGAAAAUCAGCUCCAAAAUAACUGGUGAAGAAGGCAUUCUGAAGAAUGAUUUCACCAGUAGCAAGAGCCAUGGAAGAGACUAUUCGUUCAGCAACCGUUUAAAGCGGCAUGGCAGUGAUUUUGAUAGUAAUGAGCGGAAGUACCGUGUUGACUAUGAGGACUAUUCUGGAUCUAAAAACAGGAAACUUUCGGACGAUGGUGGCAGCCGAUCUGGUUUCCCGACAGACCACUACUCCGGCAGGACUAUGGAGAGACCGUACAAGACUGCUUCUUCUUCUUCUUCAUCUCGUAAUAUUCCCUCUGAAAGGCAUCCUUCUAGAUAUAUGGAGUCAUCUAGAGCAGCUGCUUAUGAUAGGCACAGCGACAGUCCCCAUCAUUCUGAGCGGUCCCCACAUGAUCGGACCCGCAACCAUGAUAAUCGGGAUCGCAGCCCGGCCCGCCGCGGGACACCAACUUAUGACCAAUAUGAUCGAAGUAAGUCACCUUACGAAUCUAGCCGUCACUUUGAUAACAGGGGCCGGAGUCCUGCUCAUGUGGAGCCCUCCCCUCGAAAUCAUGGUCGCAAUCGGGAUGGUAGGGAUCGCGAAACAAAUCGAAAACCUGGAGUUGGGGAAAAGCGCUCUGUCCAUUAUGGCAGCAAAGGUCAGGAAGGAAAGCAUAAUCAGGUGAAGGAUUCUGGUGGAAGGGAAUCACAGUUUUUGGGUAAAAAGUCACCAGAUAUAGGAAACGUAAUUACAGAUAAAACUUCCGGGCCCUCGUGUGACCAUGAACAGUUAUCUCAGAGUCCUUCGCUUAAAAGUGUUGAAAUGUCUCAAGAAAAUGGAAUCGCUGAAGAAGCAGCAUCAAUGGAAGAAGACAUGGACAUCUGUAACACUCCGCCUCAUGUCCCGCAAGUUGUGGAUGCAGUCGCAGGGAAGUGGUAUUACCUGGAUCACUUUGGCGUCGAACAUGGGCCUUCCAAGCUGUCUGAUCUCAAAAAACUUGUUGAAGAGGGAUAUCUUGUAUCAGAUCAUUUGAUCAAACAUUUGGAAAGUGACAGGUGGGUAACUGUUGAAAAAGCGGUUUCUCCAUUGGUUACUGCAAACUUCCCUUCUAUUGUUCCAGACACAGUUACUCAACUUGUCUGUCCUCCUGAGGCUCCUGGUAAUCUAUUGGCAGAUAAUGGAAACGAGGUAUCCAGUAAUGGAGAAUUGCUGGUCUCUUCUUCAAAUCCAGUAAUCUGCUCUAAGGACAUAUUGUUUAUUUCCAAGCCUGUAGAAGAUUUUCAUAUCGAUAAUAGAGUUGGAGCACUCCUAGAGGGUGUCACUCUAAUUCCCGGCAAGGAAGCUGAGAUGCUAGCAGAACUGCUGCAAAUUUCGUCAGAUCCUGAGGACUGGGAGAAAUGGUGGAAAUCACCAGGUUUUACAGGGCACUUAAAGGAUAGGGAUGAGCAUUUUGAAGAUAGUGCUUCUGAGCUUCAAUUUGUGAAUGCUGAAGAAUCAAGACCUGCUGUACCUUCCUCCUUGGAAAGGGAUAAUGAACUGGAUUACAAUGAUACUGGUGAAAGUUUCUUCAGCCAAUUUGUGUGCAGGGGAUGUGAUUGGAUAAGAAGUGAUGAAACUACUCUAGAUAGAUCUUGGAAGAGAAAGGUUGUUCUCAAUGAUGGCUAUCCCUUGUGCCAAAUGCCCAAGUCUGGUUGUGAAGACCCCAGGUGGGAGCAAAAGGAUGACUUGUACCACCCUUCUCAGGGUCGAAGACUGGACUUGCCACCAUGGGCUUUUACCUCUCCUGAUGAGUUGAGUGACCUCAGCGCUAUAACCAGGCCUACCCAAAAUAAGCCUCUCCUUCCCAGGGGGGUCAGAGGACUGAUGCUUCCAGUGAUUAGGAUAAAUGCUUGUGUGGUAAAGGACCAUGGUUCAUUUGUAUCCGAAUCCCGGGUAAAAGUUAGAAAGGAAAGAUUCUCUUCGAGAUCUUCGCGGCCAUAUUCCUCAAGUGGUGACAUAAAGCAAUCAUCUGAAGAUGGUCCCUGUAAGAGUGCUCAUGAACAAGACUCACAUGAUUCUAGUAAGGACAGGGCACUUGUCAGUAUGCCUAAGGACCGUCUUUAUAAGCUUGAUGAAUUGAGAUUGCAUUCGGGAGAUUGGUACUUCCUUGAUGGUGCUGGACAUGAACGAGGACCUCUGUCAUUCUCAGAGCUUCAGAGAAUGGCAGAUCAAGGUGUCAUCCAAAAGCACAGCAGUGUAUUCAGAAAACAAGAUAAAAUUUGGGUUCCAGUGACUGUCUCAUCUGAGCCUUCUGGAACUAAAAAGCAUGAGGAGGCUGCAACUAGUUUAUCUUUGCUUCCAGAAGCAAGUGGUGGCGUAUUGGAUGGGGACCAGAUAACAUCCAAUAGAUUCCAUGGCCUACAUCCCCAAUUUAUUGGGUAUACUCGAGGAAGGCUUCAUGAAUUGGUUAUGAAGUCAUACAAGAGCCGGGAGUUUGCAGCUGCCAUUAAUGAAGUGCUUGAUCCUUGGAUCAGUGCCAGACAGCCUAAAAAAGAGAUUGAGAAACAUAUUUACAAUUCUGAUCACUUCCGUGCAAGCAAACGAGCUAGGAUAGAUGGGAUCGAGGAGGAGUUUGAGACGGAUGAUGAUGUGCUAACUUUUCAGAAUGAUAAUUGUGACUUUGAUGAGUUAUGUGCUGAUGUUUCCUUCAUAAAAGUAGACAAAUUGGAUUCUGAACUAGAGAGGGGAAGUUGGGAUCUGCUUGAUGGCAAUAUCCUGGCCCGGAUAUUUCAUUUUCUUAGAGCUGAUGUCAAGUCUCUUUAUUAUGCUGCAUUGACGUGCAAGCACUGGCGAUCGGUGGCUAAAUAUUACAAAGAUAUUUCUAGACAGAUUGACUUUUGUGCCAUUGGACCCAACUGCUCCGACUCCACCAUCUUGAAAAUAAUGAAGGAUUACAAGGAAGAAAAGAUAACUUCCUUAUCAUUACGUGGUUGUACUGGCAUUACUUCUGCCAUGCUUGAGGAAGUUCUUCAGUCAUUACCAUUUUUGUCUUCUAUAGAUAUUAGAGGUUGCACCCAGUUCGAAGACCUUGUUUCAAAGUUUCCUAAUAUCAAUUGGGUCAGGAACCGGAAUGCACAUUUGAAAAUUCGGAGCCUUAAUCACCUAACUGAUAGGAACCCAUCAUCUUCUAAUCAUAUGGAUGAAUCCAGUGGACUUAAAGAGUAUUUAGAAAGUUCAGAUAAGAGGGAUGCAAACCAGUUAUUCCGGCGAAGCUUGUAUAAACGGUCCAAGCUCUUUGAUGCCCGAAAGUCUUCAUCUAUCCUUUCUAGGGAUGCUCAAUUGAGGCGUUUGGCUAUUAAGAAGGCUGGAAAUGGGUUCAGGAGAAUGGAGGAAUACGUUGCUACAUGCCUACGGGACAUCAUGAACGAGAAUUCCAUUGAGUUUUUUAAGAUCAAGGUUGCUGAUAUUGAGGGGAGAAUAAGAAAUGGGUAUUAUACCAGACGUGGAUUGAAUGCUAUCAAAGAUGACAUAAGUCGUAUGUGCAGGGAUGCAAUUAAGGCUAAAACUCGGGUUGAUGCUAGAGACAUGAAACGUGUUGUAACAUUAUUUAUUCAACUAGCUACAAGUCUGGAAAAAGGUUCAAAGGUAGAAUAUACAAGAGAUGAGGUGAUGAGAUCCUGGAAAGAGGAUUCACCUCCUGGCUUUUCAUCUACUUCCUCAAAAUAUAAGAAGAACCUGAAUAAAGGGUCUGAAAGGAAACAUUCAUACAGAAGCAAUGGCAACCUGUUCAUGAAUGGUCUUUACGACUCUGGAGAUUGUGCUUCUGAUCGAGAAAUCAGAAAGCGAUUAUCCAAACUAUACAAAAGAUCUUUGGAUUCAGGAAGUGACACAUCUGAUGAUAUGGAUAGAUCUUCCAAUGCAAGUAUCACCGAAAGUGAGAGCACUGCAUCAGAUACGGAAAGUGACUUAGAAUCACCGUCUGGAGGUGCUAUCAAAGAGUCUAGGGGGGACACAUUUUUCACACUUGAUGAUGGGCUUGAUCCCUAUGCUGAUGAGCGUGAAUGGGGUGCUCGCAUGACAAAGGCUAGUCUUGUACCCCCUGUCACAAGGAAGUAUGAAGUUAUUGAUCACUAUGUUAUUGUAGCGGAUGAGGAGGAAGUGAGAAGAAAAAUGCAGGUUUCUUUACCUGAAGACUAUGAUGAGAAGCUUUAUGCUCAGAGAAAUGGCACUGAGGAGUCUGAUAUGGAAAUUCCUGAGGUGAAGGAUUUUAAACCCAGGAAAUCCCCAGGGGAUGAGGUCUUAGAACAAGAAGUUUAUGGUAUUGAUCCAUACACUCAUAAUCUUCUUCUUGAUUCAAUGCCGGAUGACUCAGAUUGGUCACUUGUCGAAAAGCAUAUGUUCAUUGAAGAAAUUCUCCUCCGUGCUCUUAACAAGCAAAUAAGAAAAUUUACUGGCACUGGGAACACUCCUAUGGUGUAUCCUUUGAAACCUGUAUUUGAAGAGAUACUGGUCACUGCCAAUGAAAAUGGAGACAGAAGACUCUUGCGUCUCUGCCAGUUUAUGCUUAAGGCCAUCGAUGGUCGACCAGAGGACAACUAUGUUGCUUAUCGAAAGGGUCUUGGAGUAGUGUGCAACAAGGAAGGUGGUUUCACUGAAGAUGACUUUGUUGUUGAAUUUCUUGGAGAGGUUUAUCCUACUUGGAAAUGGUUUGAAAAACAAGACGGUAUCCGUGCUCUGCAAAAGAACAAUAGUGAUUCUGCCCCAGAGUUCUAUAACAUAUAUCUUGAGAGGCCGAAGGGUGACGCUGAUGGGUAUGAUUUAGUAGUUGUUGAUGCAAUGCACAAGGCGAACUAUGCAAGUCGGAUUUGUCACUCCUGCAGACCUAAUUGUGAAGCAAAGGUUACUGCUGUUGAUGGUCAGUACCAGAUUGGUAUCUAUUCUGUAAGACCAAUUGCUUAUGGCGAAGAGAUCACAUUUGACUAUAAUUCUGUUACUGAGAGUAAGGAAGAGUACGAAGCUUCAGUUUGUUUAUGUGGCAACCAGGUUUGCCGUGGGAGUUAUCUGAAUCUGACAGGUGAAGGGGCUUUCCAAAAGGUGCUGAAAGAGCAUCAUGGAUUACUUGAUCGGCACCAGUUGCUACUAGAGGCUUGUGAACUGAAUUCGGUGACUGAGGAAGAUUAUAUCGAACUGGGUAAAGCUGGACUUGGGAGUUGUUUGCUUGGUGGGUUGCCUGAUUGGCUGAUUGCCUACUCAGCUCGCUUGGUGAGAUUCAUAAAUUUUGAAAGGACGGAACUCCCUAAUGUGAUUCUUAAGCAUAAUAUAGAUGAAAAGAAGAGGUUCUUUGCAGAAGUGAACAUGGAGCUUGAGAGGACCGAUUCUGAAAUUCAGGCGGAGGGUGUGUACAAUCAGAGGCUCCAGAAUUUGGCUCUUACAAUCGACAAGGUGAGAUAUGUUAUGCGAUGCGUUUUUGGCGACCCAAAGAAUGCCCCUCCUCCACUUGAAAGGCUUAGCCCUGAAGAAGCAGCUUCAUUCCUCUGGAGAGGAGAAGGGUCAUUAGUCGAGGAACUUAUUCAGUCCAUGACUCCUCAUAUAGAAGAUGCUAUAUUGAAAGAUCUCAAGGUGAAGAUUAACGCUCACGAUCCUUGUGGUUCUGAUAACCCAGAGACGAAGCUUAGGAGGUCUUUAUUAUGGUUGAGAGAUGAGGUGCGAAACCUUCCUUGUACAUAUAAAAGUCGGCAUGAUGCAGCUGCUGACUUGAUACACCUAUAUGCUCAUACAAAGUGCUUUUUUAGGAUUAGAGAAUACAAGAAAGUAACUUCCCCACCCGUUUACAUCAGUCCGCUCGACCUUGGUCCAAAGUACGCUGAUAAGUUGGGUUCUGGUCUUCACGAAUACUGCAAAACAUAUGGCGAGACAUAUUGUUUAGGACAGCUAAUGUUUUGGCACAAUCAGAACGCUGAACCAGAUGCUGUCCUGGCCAAAGCAAGUCGAGGCUGCUUAUCUUUACCCGAUGUUGGCUCUUUCUACGCCAAAGUCCAAAAGCCAUCACGCCAGCGCGUCUAUGGCCCAAGGAUGGUGAAGUUCAUGCUCUCCAUCAUGGAGAAGCAGCCCCAGAGACCUUGGCCAAAGGACAGGAUAUGGUCGUUCAAGAGCUCGUUGAAAUUCGUGGGGAGUCCGAUGCUCGAUGCUGCGUUGCACAAGGGGUCGAUUGAUCGGGAGAUGGUGCAGUGGCUGCGGCAUAGGCCUACCGUGUACCAGGCGACGUGGGAUAGGUGAAUUUUUUGGAGGAUUCGCUGGUUAAAAAUGGUUCUGUAGUUAGUGGUUUAGAUAGUCGUGUUUGUAGGUGCCGCGAUUCAUUUGUUUGCGCUUUUAAUUCUUGUGUACAGUUGCAACACAUUCUCUUUUGUAGGUCUUGUAAUUUGCAUUCAUUCUUGGGUCAUAGUGUUUGCUCUUUUUAUUAAUAGAAGUUGGCAAAAGAAAAAAAAUAUAAAUUGCCAUUUCUUUA